AUGAAGUCUCUCUCGUUCUGGCUAUCCAUCAUCAUUGGAAUCGCAUCGAUUGUAACCUUUCGAGAAUACAUAGUGAGCGCAGCAUUCGCGACAGCAACGAACUUUCUCAACUCUUUGAGUAACACUCGGAACGGAAGCGUAUUCGACCUUGAAGCCAAGUCUUCGCAGCAACAAGAAGCACAAGUAGACCAUCACCUUUACGCCACCGACAUGUCUGUCCCUCGCGCGAUCCGCAAGGUCUUUUUGGCCGUUGAACAGGCUGAGGGUGCUGGUGCUCGCGUUCGUCGCUCAAUCGGCACGCCUCAGCUCAAGAACUUUUCACCAUUUUUGAUGCUUGACCACUUCCGUAUCGCCCCCGGCUCGGGCUUCCCGGACCACCCCCACCGCGGUCAGGAGACAAUCACUUACCUGCUCCACGGCGGUGUCGACCACGAGGACUUUGCCGGCAACAAGGGCACCAUCGAGGCCGGCGACCUGCAAUUCAUGACGGCCGGCCGCGGCAUCAUGCAUGCCGAGAUGCCCAAGCAGAACCCAGACGGCAGCGCCAACGUCGGUUUGCAGCUGUGGGUGGACCUGCCCAAGCACCUAAAGGCCUGCGAGCCGCGGUACCGCGAUCUGCGGGCCAAGGAGAUCCCCACCGUCGACGUCGACGGCGGCAAGGUCCACGUCAAGGUCAUCUCGGGCCAGAGCCACGGGGUUGACUCGGUGCGAGACCUAGCGUACACGCCCGUAUGGAUCUUGGAUGUUCAGAUCAAGCCCGGCGGCCGGAUCGCGCAGCCGGUGCCCAAGGGGUGGAAUGCCUUUGCGUACACGCUCGAGGGACAGGCCAUUUUUGGCGAGGGGACGCAGAAGAGGGUGGUGGACGAAUUCCACAAUGUAGUCUUUGAGGAGGACGGCGAGAUCGUCAACGUCGAGGUUGAUGCCGGCGCGGACAAGGACGCGAGGUUCGUCCUUAUUGCUGGGACGCCCCUUGACCAGGAGGUCGUGCAAUACGGCCCCUUUGUCCUGAGCUCUAAAGCCGAGGUAUAUCAAGCCCUCAUGGACUAUCAGACUCACUCUAAUGGGUUCGAGAGGGCCGAGGGCUGGCAGAGUGAAAUUGGAAAGUCUAUGAUUGAAUAA
This is a messenger RNA of Colletotrichum abscissum, 1119 nucleotides long. RefSeq names its product pirin. NCBI's taxonomy places the organism in Eukaryota, Fungi, Ascomycota, Sordariomycetes, Glomerellales, Glomerellaceae. Bases 1 to 1119 code for a protein of 372 amino acids. The transcript is spliced from 2 exons. The record is from RefSeq and is a predicted model, not a curated record.